UGGUGCCUAUGGCAGUGACCUCCCCAAGAUGGCGGCCGGGGCGGGUACGGAGGCGCCGGGCCGCGCCGGAAGUGGUGGCGGCGGCGCCGUUCCCGGCCCAUGAUGGCGGAGGCGGGCGCCGGCGGCCCCCGGCUGGCGGAGCUGCUGGCGUUGGGACGGCGGCUCUGGGACGAGCUGGAGGCCAGCACCGAGCCCUCCUCGGGAGCCCCGGUCGUCCAGGACAAGGUGCGGCAGGGGCUGGACGCGCUGCAGCGGGCGGCGGCCAUGGUGACGCAGCUGGAGCUGUUCAGCGAGAACGAGGAGCUGGAGGAGAUCGCCUCAGCCGAUCUGAAAUUCAUGCUGCUGCCGGCGCUGCUGGGAGCCCUGACGCUGAAGCAGGUGGACUUGAGCAGGAGAAGGGAGCACCUGGAGAAUGCCCGGGAGCACUUCCUGCGCUUCCUGAAGCUCUGCAGGAACUACGGGCUGGGCUCUUUCCAGCUGCCCCCCGGCACCUCCGGCGAGGAGGAAAACGGGAGCCCCGUGGGCCCCCGGGACCCCGGCCAGCCCAACCUGGUGGCCAUGGCCAUGAGCAGGACGGCCAAAAUUGAGAGAUACAAACAGAAGAAGGAGCUGGAGAACAAAUUGGCCUCCAUGAGCAGCUCCGUGGAGAGCGGGACAGCGGAUGAGGAUCAGAUCCGGGAAUUUUACAUCCUCCAGAUCCAGAAAUGGAUCAGCACCAGCCUGGAGGAGAUUGAGAGCAUCGACCAGGAGCUGGUGAUCCUGAAGAGCAGGGAUGCAGCCAGGCUGGCUCCAGCAGGUCCCCGUGGCCCUUCCCGGCCAGCCAAAGCUCUGGUGAAACCCUUCAUCCUCACCCGGGAUGCUGCUCAGGCCAGGGUGUUUGGAGCUGGCUAUCCUGGGCUGCCCACCAUGACUGUGGACGACUGGUACGAGCAACGUCGGAAGCAGGGAAUUGUGUCCACCCCACAGAGGGUUCCAGCAGGUGCAAAUGAUGAGGAGAUGCAGAAGCAGCAGCAGGAGACAGAGGAGGAGGAGGAUGAUGAGGAAGCUCUUCGGAAAGCUCGGGACUGGGACGACUGGAAGGACACACACCCCCGGGGCUACGGCAACAGGCACAACAUGGGCUGAUGCUCUGGCUGCCAGCAGGGCCUGGAGAUCCUGGGAGAACAACCUGGAGAGGGAGAAGGGAAUACAGUGUACAUAGGUGGAGCAUCCAGGAAUUCCCUGGAUGGACAGGGCACAGGAUGGCAGGAGGACACGUGACCCGUUGCUUUGGUGCUCAUUCCAUGUCAGACUGGGGGCACUGGUCAUGCUGGGGGGGUGCCCCAGAGCUCUGAGGGGCAGCUCCAUGAGGGUCAGGCUCCCUCUGCCCUCCCAGGCGGAGGCAGCCUCCAAGGGGAGCUCUAUGGAUUUGGAAACUGCUCUUUGUAUUGUGGGUGGAUAUAUUUAUUAUUUUUUUCCUCUCUAUUUUAAGCAAAAUAAACUCUCUUUGUGCUGUCUGGC
This is a messenger RNA of Vidua chalybeata, 1500 nucleotides long. RefSeq names its product immunoglobulin binding protein 1 (gene IGBP1). The transcript is spliced from 6 exons. Lineage: Eukaryota; Metazoa; Chordata; Aves; Passeriformes; Viduidae. Bases 100 to 1125 code for a protein of 341 amino acids. Gene Ontology annotation, molecular function: protein phosphatase 2A binding. Gene Ontology annotation, cellular component: cytosol. Gene Ontology annotation, biological process: regulation of signal transduction; regulation of dephosphorylation. The record is from RefSeq and is a predicted model, not a curated record.